Messenger RNA from Hydractinia symbiolongicarpus, 2516 nucleotides. RefSeq lists its product as uncharacterized. NCBI's taxonomy places the organism in Eukaryota, Metazoa, Cnidaria, Hydrozoa, Anthoathecata, Hydractiniidae. The record is from RefSeq and is a predicted model, not a curated record. The coding region runs from base 474 to 2516 and encodes 680 amino acids. The transcript has 2 exons.
UAGUUUUUAUUUGGUUUGUACAAGUAUGUAGAUUAUGUAAGAAAGUGUGAAAACUUACAAAUUACUACAGAACUGAAUACUCCUUUUUAUAAAUUAUUGCGCAAUAUUCAGCCUCAUCAUGAAAAAGAGGCAGCCGUUGCUGCAAAUCUUUUAUAUUUUAUUAUCUCUUACGAUACGGGGACAUUGAAAAAUCACGCGCAACGAAUAAUGGAGAAUUAAUUAUCUCAAUAAUAAUUUCCCGUAAUUUUUCGUAUUUUGUGAUGACUAUUUGAUUACCUCCAUAAUUGUAUGCACGUAUUUUAUGAUAAACAUUGCUAAUUACCAUUUUACGAAUUUUUUUCAAGAGAGAAGACGUACUAUCAAACUUGAUUACUUUUAAAACUUAAAACUUCAAUAAAACUGCUAUUUUAAUAGCAACAACUUUCUACACAGACUCAGUAGUUUGUGUAAAAACUCAAGAACAGUUUAUUAUAAUGGAAAACAAUGACGGAGACCAUGAAAUGAUAGUAGAAGACUUCAACGAACUAUUUGAAGAAAAGUCAGUAGCUCAUGAAAGUAUCAUAUUAACAGAAGAUGACAUUAGUGACCCACAUAUUCAUAUAGAUUUUGAAAAACUUUCAAAUUACAAAGUCGAACAUUUAAAAAGAUGGCUGGUAUUCCGAGGAGACACACUUCAAGGUAUUACAACUUUGAAAGAACCUCAAGUUCGUGUUAUGAGCUAUUUCGAAAAUAAAACUGAAGCCAAAAUUGUAGAUCCUACACCUGAUAAAAUCUGGCUACGUAAAAAAGCAGAAAAAAUGGGAGUUAUUUUGAAACCGCUGUGGAAAGAGGGAAUGCUUCCAUCAGUCCCUUUGAAACUCAAAGCUGAUAUGUCAAAACCAACUGAUUUAACAGGUUGGUCGAAAUCCUUGAAAGGAAUGCCAAAUUUUACAGUUGAACAUAUUCAAAAUUAUCAUGAACAUGUCAAUGAAACAUUUUGUAAAAAUUCAACAAAAAUAAAGAAACAUUUUAUACGUGGCGAACAAUUCCUCGAAGAGAAGUUCUUAGAUACUGAUACAAUAUAUGUUAAAGAAGAUGAAACAAUAUUUUGUUUAAAGGGUGUAGCUGCAGCUAGUUUGAAAAAAGCAAAUAGAUGGGUUUUUUUAGCCAUAGAGAAAAAAACCUCCAAUAUUGAGUUUGCGAACUGUCAGUGUCCAGCUGGACGUUGUGGGACAUGUUCUCAUGCAUAUGCUAUGAUGAAACUUUUAGCAAAGUGGGUAGUAGAUGGCCUAUCUAUGGUACCGGCAACUAAAGCAUGUACUUCAAAGCCCUGCGUGUGGAAUGUUCCGCAGUCCAGAGGUAGAAUAGAAAAGGUUCCUAUCAUGGAAAUGAUGAUCAAGUCUCCUCCAUCGAAAAAAACUAAAAAAACUGACAAUGUUCAAGACAAAAAGGGUAUUGUUUCAUCUCUUUACGAACCUCGAAUAGUUAAAAACACUUUAAAAGAUGAUAUCAAUUUUCUCAUAAGACAUAUGGAACAUAAAACACCAACAAAUAUAUGUGCAACCAAAUUACUUAAUCCCAAUCCAGUUCAUCACAGACAGACACAAUUUGGAACUUUACCAUCAGGUUCGUACCUCUCAUAUCAGUGUUCAGUUAUGCCACCUGAUUUUACAGUAUACUGUAGCAUUGACAGAUCAGAUGGAAAAGAGUACCCAUUGUAUCAAAGAUAUCCACAAUUUCCAUUCCAAUCAUUGGAAAAUGUUAUAGACACUUUUACUAAGGAUAUUCAUAUUGUUGAAAUAAAGAAAAACAAUAUUUUAGAAAAUUUAAAAUCCCACUCCGAAGAUGUUAACUUGAUUGAAACGAGUACAAGAAAUCAAGCUGAUGAUCCGACCUGGUUUUUAUACCGCAAGAACAGAUUUACAGCAUCUUUAUGUAACAAAUUGGGUAAAACUGGACGAAAAACUGAAAAAUCUUCGAAGACAUUAGCCCAUAACAUUGUGACAGGGAGUAAAAAAAAUGUGAACAGGAUUAUGAAAAUGAAAAUGGAGUACGGUCGAUUUUACGAACCCAUAGCAAUCCAACAUUAUGAGCGAUAUAUGAAGUUGAAGAAUUUUAACAUAACUGUAGAACAAUCAGGUUUAGUCAUUGAUCCGAUCAAUUUUGUGUUGGGUGCUACACCUGAUGGUAAAGUUAUAUGUGAUGGAUGUUUUGGUAUAUUGGAGGUGAAAUGCAGCGAACAGUACAGGGAUGUUGAUCCAAAAACAAUUUGCCACAUUUCACCAAACCCGUGUAUAGUUUACAACAAAGAAAACAAUCAAAUUACUAUAAAUAAAAACCACACGUAUUAUGACCAAGUACAAAUGCAACUUGCUAUAACAACACGCACAUGGUGUGACUUCGUAUUUUAUACAUCGAAAGGAUUAGCCAUUGACAGAGUUCCCUUUGACACAGAAUAUUGGGAUACAUUGCAGCACCGAAUCUUGAAAUUUUAUUUUACGUACAUGUUACCCGAAAUUGUGGAAUUAGAGGAAUGA